UUAAAAUUAUUUUGCAAUAAUUUUCUCGAAAAUUUUCAAUUUUGAAUUAAUCCUGGUAAUGGAUUCUACAUUAGAGAAUAAAGUUACAAAAAAUAAUUUAAAUGUUAAACAAGAAAAAUUAAAAAAUAUAGAUAUGGAUGAGUGUAAUUACACGGAUAAAGAAAAAAAUAAAAUUCAAUACGUUAAUAAAUGGAUAGAGAAGGAAGAAAAUAAUUUUGAAAAAAGUGAAGCCGAUGAUCAAUCAAGUAUACCUGAAAAUUCAAUUGAUGAUCAAUCAAGUAUUCCUGAAAAUUCAGAUGUUACUUCAAAUAUUUCAUACAAUAAUAAUUUAUUAGACAAAUUCGAUGAUCUUGAAAUAAAUUCUGCAGCAGAUGAUAAUGACUUCGAAUUCAACUACUUAAAUGAGAAUCAAUCUGUUCUAAACAGUAUAGAUGGAUUAAAACAAACCAUAACAAAAAUAACAAGUGUUUCAUCAAGUCUUAAAAAUAUUGGCAAUGUAAGUAUUGCAAAUUCAAAAGACGUUCGUAUUGGCAAUGUCACUUAUAUUACUGGUCCAAUACAUGUAACAAAUACAGGCGGUGGUAACAUUGGAAGUAUUAAACAAAAAACUUCACCAGACAAUCAAAAAAAUAAAAAACAAAAAUCAUUUCGUGUUAAUUGUAGUAAAACUGAUGCCGAAUUUAAUGAAGAAAAUGCUCCACGAAAAGAUUGUUUCUUAGGAAAUGAUGUUCAAUGUGUUAUCCAACCAACUACCUUAAGAAUAGUUCCUAGAAGACUAUGGUUAGCACAAAAACCAAUGAAUCCAUAUGAAUAUAUUGACGGUCCAGUGCCAUAUGUUGUUAUAUCUCACACUGCCACAGAAAGUCCAACAACACAACCUGAAAAUGUUCUAGUCAUACGUUAUAUACAAGUUUUUCAUGUGGAAGGACAAAAAUGGGAUGAUAUCGGAUAUAAUUUUUUAGUAGGAGGAGAUGGUCAAGUUUAUGAAGGAAGAGGUUUUGGAGUUGUCGGUGCUCACGCACAAGGCUACAACAGAAUGUCAGUUGGAAUAUCGUUUGUUGGUUGUUUCAUGAAAGAAUUACCAACGGAAAAUUCAUUAAAUACAUGUAAAUUAUUAAUUCAAAGCGGUGUUGAACAGGGAUAUAUUGCGGAAGAUUACAAAUUAGUAGGUCAUUGUCAAUGCAGUCCCACAGAAAGCCCCGGUCGAAUGUUGUAUGAAGAAUUAAAAACUUGGCCAAAUUUCUGCAAUAUUCCAAAAUUAUAAAUUUUUCUUUUCAUCUACUUUAAUUAAUGUACUUGAAACAAUAAUAGCAGUUAAGAACAAAACUUAAUAUAUUAUGUAAUUUUUGUAAUAAAAUUUAAAUACAAAAAUUUCAUUUUAA
This is a messenger RNA of Condylostylus longicornis, 1382 nucleotides long. Its product is annotated as peptidoglycan-recognition protein LE-like. The coding region runs from base 59 to 1264 and encodes 401 amino acids. The transcript is spliced from 7 exons. Lineage: Eukaryota; Metazoa; Arthropoda; Insecta; Diptera; Dolichopodidae. The record is from RefSeq and is a predicted model, not a curated record. Gene Ontology annotation, biological process: peptidoglycan catabolic process. Gene Ontology annotation, molecular function: zinc ion binding; N-acetylmuramoyl-L-alanine amidase activity.